AGGCUAAGAUAAGCACCACCAUCCAAACAAGACUCGAGACAGAUAACUCUUAUUGCUAUCAGUAUACUUUAUUUAGAGAAUCGUAAUUCGCAAUUCAUUAAUUCAAGUACGCAACGUUUUUAAGAGUUAGAAAGUCUCUCCAUUCUAAAAGUAGCUCAUCUAUCUUACGGUGCCUUCCUGCCUGACGGUUAUUGAAGACAAAUCUAUUGCGGUUAUAUUGAAAAACAGACUGGCGAUUAGCUUUUAUUAUCUCCAUUACUUUCAUUCUGUCUUCGAGGGUGAUUUGGAAAAAAAACGGGUUUAAAAUGCCAUGCUUACUCUGGUGCUAGAUCCUACACUGCCUUUUUCACACAGGAAACAACUGCUUCCGAUGCUAUACAUCUCUGUGGCAGUCCAUGUCUUCAUUUAUAUGCUAGAAAGACUCAACGAAUGCCCGUUCGAAGUGCCAUACGGAGUCGAACCCCCUUUGGACUACAGCUGAAGAUGUAUUCAGUUACAAGUUGGCCUCAGUCUUGAGUCGUACAAGUCGCUGCUGAUAUGCGGGCUACAAGACGGAUUCAAACAGUGGUUUUGAUGUUUUCGUUACUCCUCUUUAAACAAAAUAUAGCGGGAGAAAUACGAAAACACAGUAUGAAUGAGAGCGAAAUGACAAGCUUAUUGGAUAACCUUAUCCAAGGAUACGACCCAAGACUACGUCCGGACUUUGGAGGUGAUCCGGUGACGGUGACAGUGGGCUUUUGGGUGUUGUCCAUAGACGCUAUUAAUGUUAUUGAUAUGGAUUACCGCAUGGAUUUCUUCCUGAGGCAGUUGUGGAGAGACCCUCGCUUGAAGCACCGGUUCAAUGAUACUCUUGCGCUGAGUAACACCAUGCUGGACAAGAUCUGGGUUCCAGACACCUACUUUGUGAAUUCAAAAAUGUCUAAAUUCCACAGCGUGACCACAAUAAAUAAGAUGCUCUCUAUAUCACCCGAUGGCUUAGUUCACUAUAACUCAAGAGUAACCGUCAAGGCGAGCUGUGCGAUGAAUCUACGCAUGUUCCCAAAGGACGUUCAGAACUGUAACAUUGACAUCGAGAGUUACGGGUACAGCGCCGAUAAUGUACAGUAUCAGUGGGAAAACCGAAGCGAUAACGGUAUAGCUGUGAACAAGAAGAUUCGAGAUAUGCCCCAGUACAAUCUAUCAGAUAUCAACGUGUCCCGUCACUUCACUAUGUAUGUAGCAGGUAACUGGUCUGGGCUGACAGCGACCUUCAGGUUCCGUCGGCGGUCAGGAUACUUCAUCAUUCAUAUUUACGCUCCAUGCGCACUCAUAGUUAUUCUCUCCUGGAUAUCAUUUUGCAUACCUCCCGAGUCCACUGCAGCUAGGAUAGCCUUAGGAAUCACCUCUGUGUUGACGAUCACCACGAUUCUCAACAUGCUCAACAACUCCAUGCCUAAGGUGUCUUAUGUGAAAGCAGUGGACUGGUAUCUGAUCGGCUGUUUUCUCUUUGUUUUCGCGGUACUCCUAGAGUAUACUUUUGUACUUUACAUCGACAACGUACAUAACAAGAAAAGAAAGGGACACAAACACGUUCCGCGUGAUUCACAAGCGGAAGAGGUGACGGAGUAUAAGAAAGACUUGGUGAACUACUCCUCCGAGAGUGUCAAACAUAGAAGUCCCGCGCACGCCAUGAAUGGGAGUAUUCCAAAUGGAUAUAGUCCAGCUGUGUUUUCAGAGCACGGGAAAAAGUACGGGCACAAUUGCCAUCACGCGCAUCACGACUCCGUACUUAAAAGGGAGAAGCAUGAAAGUUCCUACGAACAAUUGGGCGGAUGCAGACCAAGGCUAAAAUUCCCUGCAGUCAUAGACACUGAAUGUAUCGAUGAAUUUGCUAGAGUUCUUUUUCCUUUUAUAUUUAUUGCAUUCAAUGUUAUCUAUUUCAUUGUAUUCUUUUUCAUCGACUGGGAGGAGAAGACUUAGAGUACAAUAUAUAAUUAGCUAGGCGUGGCUUUGUCAUGUGACCCCUGGGACAUCAGGGGUGGCGUCAAUGCUAUGGCACAUUUGCAUGGAAGAAUUGCAAGCUUUUAUUGCAAAAGGAAAUGCAGUGACGAUGGAAGCAACGCUUCCAGACAGACGGACCUGUGGUUGUGAAGGCGUAGCUACUCACAUGCCAGAGACGGGUGUUUAGUGGUAAGAAUGUACUAACCGCUUAACCCGUAUGGGAAAUGGGACUGGGAAUGCUCACUGCAAACGGCAGUAAAUAAAUGCAAGUUGUGUUAGUACAGACGUACGAGAAGCAAAAAAAGAGCGGCUUAUCUGGGAUUAUUGUUGUCGUUUUAAAACGGUAUGGCUAUCAGCUUCAAGUAUACAUUGCUGCAUGGUGGCUGUCUUCAGUAAUUCCCGUCACAGGACUAACACCUGCCCAGAUAUUAAUGAGCAGUGAAUUAUUUAUAUGUGGUACGUGUUAUUCACUGAAUCUGAAGGUCUACGUUAGACUGUUUUGCAAGUGUUUUCGAAGAGAGGGGUCACACAACAGGGCCGUAGCAGAGGGUGGGGCACUGGGGGCAUGUGCCCCCCCCCAAUAUUUUCAAAACUUAUAAGGGGAUGACCAGUAGGGGCGUGGCUGUGCCCCCCAAUAUUUUCUGUGCCCCCCCCCCCCCCCCCACGUAAUCAUACGUGGCCUGCUACGGCUCUGUACAACAAGGAAAUUAUAAUCGUCGCAAGUAACAAAGUUGAGUACCGUGGAAACGGUACUUGCGGGAGUUGCGCUACGAGAUCACGUGACCUUUCUGGGUGGCAAAUUUAAAACAAAAAAAUCAAACAAACAAAAAACGAAAUAACGCGCCCGUCACACCUGAGAAGGACGAAAACAAUAUAAUAUUUAAAUGAAACUUAACCCUUAAUGAAAAAAGAAUUCUUGCUUUUUUUCGUAAGCGCUGAAUAAGUUGCUCUUUGUUGCUGUUAUUUCGCCGCUAAAAGGCUGAGCGCACACUAGUUUGACACCCAAAGAGUCACGUGAUCGCUUAGCGCAAGUCCCCUAUUACGAGUGGAAACGGUAACGUAAGAAUGUCAAGCCAUGUGAUGAAUUACGAGUGUGGAGUUGCAUGAAGUAAUUAUUUAAAGGGGCAGCGACAUGGUACUGCGCAUGUCUGGAGUCAGUGUUUAUCGUAGGCUUUUAGUUGUCUAUAAACAGUUGAACUUUUAGCUUCAAUGCCUUGUUGAGAUAAUAUGCAAUAUUUUAUUGGAAAGCCAUUUCCUUUGAAUUGUACCAAAGGCUCAAUAUUAGAGGCUCAAUAUUAGUCAAUAUUAGAAUUUGACUGAAUUUCAUUGUGUCCGGGCCGGAGGGUUAUUGCAAAUCUGUUACCAUGACACUGCCCCUUUAGUAUUUGGAGAGACAAAAUUAGACAAUUUUAAUGACUAUGACAAGUAUUUCAAGUGUUUUUUUUUUGCUAGCAAUGUAAAAAAACAUUUGAAAGCAUAAAAGGGCUACUUAAUUAGGACAAAAUGUACAUUAUUUUCCAAAGGAAUUUGAGGUCAUUUAUAAUAAAAACAAACGGAUACUGCG
Nematostella vectensis (starlet sea anemone) is the source of this 3544-nucleotide messenger RNA. RefSeq names its product gamma-aminobutyric acid receptor subunit beta-3. Lineage: Eukaryota; Metazoa; Cnidaria; Anthozoa; Actiniaria; Edwardsiidae. The record is from RefSeq and is a predicted model, not a curated record. The transcript is spliced from 12 exons. Gene Ontology annotation, molecular function: extracellular ligand-gated monoatomic ion channel activity; transmembrane signaling receptor activity; neurotransmitter receptor activity. Gene Ontology annotation, cellular component: neuron projection; membrane; synapse. Gene Ontology annotation, biological process: chemical synaptic transmission; nervous system process; monoatomic ion transmembrane transport. The coding region runs from base 538 to 1959 and encodes 473 amino acids.